Messenger RNA from Oreochromis niloticus (Nile tilapia), 2812 nucleotides. Its product is annotated as von Willebrand factor A domain-containing protein 5A-like. The record is from RefSeq and is a predicted model, not a curated record. The transcript has 18 exons. Lineage: Eukaryota; Metazoa; Chordata; Actinopteri; Cichliformes; Cichlidae. Bases 243 to 2342 code for a protein of 699 amino acids.
GAGCACACCCGCAAGUCAUCCUGUUUCGGGAAAGUCACUGUGGGCUGAAGCGCUUCGUGCUUGCAGAAUAUUCUCCACGUAUUUACAAGACAGGACUCCAGUGAAGCGACACAGUUCUUACAGUCUGUUCUUAGAGACCACAGGAAAGUGAAAGUCAUGGUUGGAGGGGCGUGGCACUGGUCGCACUGUCAGCCGUAUCCAUAAGAAUAAUAGUGAUCAUCAUCAUCAUCACCACCAUCACUAUGUCCAAUCUAGUACUACUAAUGAUACUAAUCCAUCGAUCCGUCCAUCUCUUCUCUUCCACUUAUUCAAUUCCGGUUAUGACACAUCGCAGGAAGCUGUUGACAACCCACGCAGACACGAGAGAAUGCAAACUCAAUCACAAGGGCCCUGGCCAGAUGGUGGAUUCAAACCUAGGAUAUUCUUCCUGUGCGAUGAUGAACUGUUGUGGUCUGCUAACACUCCAGAAGGAACCAGUUCCUCUGAAGAGCAUUGAGGUGGAGCUGGAGGUGAGGGACCAUGUGGCUACAGUGGUCUCCACUCUGAACUACGAAAACAAGGAGGACAAACCAUUAGAGGCUGUUUUUGUCUUCCCUCUGCCUGGAGAUGCUGCUGUCUGUCAUUUCAGUGCUCAGGUUGGACAGACACAGAUUGUAGCUGAGGUGAAGGAGAAACAGAAGGCUCGUGAGGAGUAUGAUGAUGCUCUGAGCUCCGGUCAGCAGGCCUUCCUAUUGGAGGAGAGUGAUGAGAGUCCAGAUAUAUUCUCUCUGCGUGUGGGCAGUCUGCCUCCAGGAGAGAGCGCCUCCAUCAGGUUGGAGUACGUCACUGAGCUGGCUGUGCAGGCUGAUGAUGGUCUGAGGUUCUGUCUGCCUGCUGUGCUCAACCCUCGAUACCAACCUCAGGGUAGUGAAGGUGCAGGUGUCCAGGUGACCUCUGCUCCAGCCUCUCUGGUCCCCUACAGUCUGUGUUUUUCUGCCCGAGUCUCCUCUCCUCGUCCGAUCUCUAAAGUAGAGUCCAACUGUUCCCUGGAGCCUCUGCAGUACCUCAACACUGAUCAAACCCAGGCCACGGUCAAGCUGGCUGCAGGACACAAGUUUGACAGAGAUGUUGAACUGCUGAUUUAUUACAAAGACGCCCACCAGCCCACUGCUGUGGUGGAGGCAGGACAGGCCUCUGCUGAGCCGGGCUCUCUGAUGGGUGAUCCAGUGGUGAUGGUGAGUCUGUACCCUGAGUUCCCCCAGUCUGUGAUGUCUUCAAUGGCUUCAAGUGGAGAGUUUGUAUUUCUAUUGGAUCGAUCUGGAAGCAUGAGUAAUACUCGGAUCAGCAGUGCCAAGGAUACUCUGCUCCUCCUGUUGAAGAGCUUACCAAUGGGCUGCUAUUUCAACAUUUACAGUUUUGGGUCUAGUUAUGAACACAUCUUCUCUAAGAGUGUGGAGUACAGCCAGAAGACCAUGGAGGAGGCUCUGAAGAAAGUUGAGGAGAUGGAGGCUGAUCUUGGAGGAACAGAGAUCCUAGAGCCCCUCAAACAUAUUUACAGCCAGCCCUGCAUUCAAAAUCAGCCUAGACAGCUCUUUGUCUUUACUGAUGGAGAGGUGGGGAACACCAAAGAAGUGAUCGAUCUGGUGAAGAAGAACUCAGGCUCCCACAGGUGUUUCUCUUUUGGGAUUGGGGAAGGGGCCAGCUCUGCUCUCAUCAAUGGGAUGGCCAAGGAAGGAGGAGGUCACGCUCAGUUCAUCACAGGGACUGACAGGAUGCAACCAAAAGUGAUGCAGUCGCUGCGAUUUGCUCUGCAGCCAGCUGUGGUUGACAUCUCAGUCACAUGGGAUUUACCAAAGGAAGUGUCUGUCACUGUCCUCUCUCCACCAAUCACAGCACUUUUCCAGGGUCAGAGGUCACUGAUUUAUGCCCAGCUCACUGGACAGAGCUCAGAGGCAGCAGAGGGCUGUGUGACGCUGAAGUACAGCCUGGCAGGUCAUCCCUCUGAGAACCAGCUGCACUUCAGUCUCAGACCUGCAGAGGACACUGGACUAACAGUCCACAGGUUGGGUGCUCGGACUCUGAUUCGUUCUCUGGAGAUGGAGGAGAGAGAGCACAGAGGACAGCAAGAUGGAGGAGUGAAGGAGAAGGUGGUGCAGCUCAGUGUCCAAUCAGGAGUGAGCAGUUCUUUCACUGCCUUCAUUGCUGUCAACAAAGACAACGGAGAGGCGAUCCAAGCACCUCUUGUCCAGAGAAAUAUUCCAAUGUUCCAACAUAUGGUUCCAUACCUAGUAAUGGACAGGGAUUUCUCUUUACAAGAAGAUAAAGAAAUCCCAGAAAGCUCAUCAACCUCAGACCACAGGUGAUACCCAGCAGAAGCUACGCAAAGUCUGUAGGGUUCAAAGAAGAUACAUAAACAGGUGUACCUUUAAGACCCACUAUCUGUAUGAUCAACUCAGCCACCUAUAACAUCUCAUAGUUUCUGGCUUUCGUCUUCAACCCGUUGGUAGACAGCUCUAAACACCACAGCCACACCGCAUCCAGAACUCCUUGGAUUUUGUUUAAGGUGAAAGCUGUCAAUAUGGAGGCACAUACAAGGGUCAGUACUACAGAGGUUAUAGAUAAAAUAAAAGUAUCACGCGUUUUCUAGGUGUGUUUAUAACUCUGUGUUAUUGUACAUAUUCUGUGUUAUACAUCAUAAUCAAUCCAGUCUUUUUUAACUUUUUUAAUCUUUAUAAAACUUUUUUUUUUUGCAAUUUCUGCUGCCCUAUUGGUCUGGUCUCUCUUGAAAAUCUAUGAGAAUGUGAUAUUCAUAAUUAAAGGAUAUUUAAAAGUU